This is a messenger RNA of Polyodon spathula (Mississippi paddlefish), 1654 nucleotides long. RefSeq names its product ferrochelatase, mitochondrial-like. Gene Ontology annotation, molecular function: protoporphyrin ferrochelatase activity. The record is from RefSeq and is a predicted model, not a curated record. The coding region runs from base 100 to 1341 and encodes 413 amino acids. NCBI's taxonomy places the organism in Eukaryota, Metazoa, Chordata, Actinopteri, Acipenseriformes, Polyodontidae. Gene Ontology annotation, biological process: heme biosynthetic process. The transcript is spliced from 11 exons.
GAUAUAUAUAUAUUAUAUUAACAGGAAAAAAAUACUUCUAAGAGGAACUUUUAUUGUUGAAGUUAUUAAAAUCACGGGAAGAUAUUUUAGUAACACAACAUGGCAGUUUUGGGAAGUGCAAGUCGGCUAUUACGACAAUUUGUAAAGGGUAGCAGUGGCAGAACGCUGUGUGCCAGUAAGCCAUCCCGAUGGCAGUCCAGAGCAGCAGCAGUGACAGCAACAAAGCAGACAACAGCUGCCACACCACAGUCUCAGGAACAGAAGAAACCCAAAACUGGAAUUGUAAUGCUCAACAUGGGGGGACCUGAGAAGAUAGAAGAUGUCUAUGAUUUUCUUUUUAGGCUUUUCAUGGACAGGGAUCUGAUGACGCUUCCAGUGCAAAAUAAACUUGCACCAUUUAUUGCUAAAAGACGCACCCCAAAAAUUCAGGAACAGUACAGCCGAAUUGGCGGAGGCUCUCCGAUUAAGAUGUGGACGACUCUUCAAGGAGAAGGAAUGGUGAAAUUGCUGGAUGAGAUGUCUCCAGAGACAGCUCCCCACAAGUUUUACAUUGGCUUCCGUUACGUCCAUCCACUUACAGAAGAAGCCAUUGAAGAGAUGGAGAGGGAUGGAGUGGAAAGAGCUGUAGCUUUUACUCAGUACCCACAGUAUAGCUGUUCAACAACAGGUAGCAGUUUAAAUGCAAUCUACCAAUACUACAACAAUAAAGGGGAGGAACCAAAGAUGAGGUGGAGUGCAAUUGACAGAUGGCCCACGCACCCUCUUCUUAUUGAAUGUUUUGCAGAUCAUGUACAAAAAGAGCUAAAGAAAUUUCCUGUUGAAAAACGUAACGACGUGGUCAUUCUCUUCUCUGCUCAUUCAUUGCCCAUGUCUGUGGUGAAUCGAGGGGACCCUUACCCUCAGGAGGUGGGCGCCACUGUCCAGCAUGUCAUGGAGAAGCUGAACCACUGUAACCCCUAUAGACUGGUGUGGCAGUCCAGGGUGGGUCCCAUGGCCUGGCUCGGCCCUCAGACAGACGAUACGAUUAAAGGGUUGUGUGAGAGAGGGAAGAAGAAUAUCCUCUUGGUCCCAAUAGCUUUCACCAGUGACCACAUUGAAACACUGCAUGAGCUGGACAUUGAGUAUUCACAGGUGCUGGGGAAGGAGUGCGGUGCAGAAAAUAUCAGAAGAGCAGAAUCCCUGAACGGAAACCCAUUGUUUUUUAAGGCACUUGCUGAUUUGGUACAAAGUCACCUGAAGUCCAAGGAGGCAUGUUCGAGACAGCUACCCCUGCGCUGCCCGCUCUGUGUUAACCCAGUGUGUGGACAGACUAAAGCUUUCUUUGCCAGACAGAAACUCUGAUUGCAUUCUUAGAUCUGUGAAACAAGUUGCACUCAAAAGAAAAUACUUCCAAAAGGAAAUUGCAAGCAUAUUUGAAAUUGACAUGCCAUCUCAGCUAAGGCAGAUUCAUAGAGAUUCCAAUGCUUUUUUUUUUAUUUUUAUUUGCCGGAAGUGUCUUGUCAUGGUGAAAAUCUUUACAUUUUUUAACUUACUUGCAAAAUAAUGAGCAGAAAGAUGCAGUAUACUUGCCUCUGGUGCUUUAAUUGGUAGAUCAGUAGAUAAAAUUGUAGUCUUGGUAAAAAAUAUGUAUUUCCUGUUUUUAUUUUAGAUAACA